CGUAAGAGAGUGUAGCAGAAACCGGAAGUUCAAGGCUGGCUCUCGCUUUAGAGGGCGAGUUUUCACGGGGGGUGUCGAGUCCCGAGCGGGCUGCGCACCAGUGGCUGAGGCCCUCGGCGUUUUGUCUGCGUCUCCCUGCUGCGGCCGCGCGACUCUGCGAGUGGCAGACUGACCAGGAAUCGCUCUGUGGCGGCCGAGUUGCAGCCUCCAGGGGAAAACAUGCCGUCUGCCAAGCAGCUGGCCGAUAUUGGCUACAAGACCUUCUCUGCCUCGAUGCUGCUGCUCACCGUGUACGGGGGUUACCUCUGCAGUGUCCGAGCCUACCGCUUUCUUCAGCUGCGCAGUGCCAGGCGCCAGGCCGCAGAAGAGCAGAAGACCUCAGGAGUCCUGGAGCAUAAAACGCAAAAGUCCUGCCCGCGUGUCAUCCAUGGCAGGAACUAGGCCACGAUGCCUUUCAACCCUGCUGGGCUAAAACGCCGUGGCUUCUGUGGUACUGCUGGCUUGUGCCAUUUUGACAGUUUAUGGAGGCCAUCAAGUAAAUGGGAACGUGAGGGUGAGGCUUAUUACAGAGAUUACUUUGUUUUGUUUAUGUUUUAGUGGUUCUGUCUGUGUACUUACCCAAAGAGUGUAUGGAUCAUAGAGGUGGGGCCUUGAAUUUUCUAAAAGCUUGGUCUCUCUUU
Apodemus sylvaticus (European woodmouse) is the source of this 680-nucleotide messenger RNA. RefSeq names its product cytochrome c oxidase assembly protein COX14. Gene Ontology annotation, cellular component: mitochondrion. Gene Ontology annotation, biological process: mitochondrial respiratory chain complex IV assembly. NCBI's taxonomy places the organism in Eukaryota, Metazoa, Chordata, Mammalia, Rodentia, Muridae. The record is from RefSeq and is a predicted model, not a curated record.